This is a messenger RNA of Canis lupus familiaris (dog), 5099 nucleotides long. It is a transcript of the gene CXADR, whose product is annotated as CXADR Ig-like cell adhesion molecule. The record is from RefSeq and is a predicted model, not a curated record. Gene Ontology annotation, molecular function: cell adhesion molecule binding. NCBI's taxonomy places the organism in Eukaryota, Metazoa, Chordata, Mammalia, Carnivora, Canidae. The coding region runs from base 109 to 1206 and encodes 365 amino acids. Gene Ontology annotation, biological process: homotypic cell-cell adhesion. The transcript is spliced from 7 exons. Gene Ontology annotation, cellular component: bicellular tight junction; basolateral plasma membrane; intercalated disc.
GCGGAGGUGCCGCGGCCGCCAGCCAGUCGGGAGCGCGCGGGCCCCGGGUGGUGAGACCCCGGGCGAGGGCCGCCUCCUCCAGUCGCCGCCCACGGCCGCGCCGCCACCAUGGCGCUCCUGCUGCGCUUCGUCCUCCUGUGCGGAGUCGCGGAUUUCACCAGAAGUUUGAGUAUCACUACUCCUGAACAGAUGAUUGAAAAGGCCAAAGGGGAAACUGCUUAUUUGCCAUGCAAAUUUACCCUUAGUCCAGAAGACCAGGGACCGCUGGACAUCGAGUGGCUGCUGUCACCAGCUGAUAAUCAGAAGGUGGACCAAGUGAUUAUUUUAUAUUCUGGAGACAAAAUUUAUGACGACUACUAUCAAGAUCUGAAAGGACGAGUACAUUUUACAAGCAAUGAUCUCAAAUCUGGUGAUGCAUCCAUAAAUGUAACCAAUUUACGGUUGUCAGAUAUUGGCACAUACCAGUGCAAAGUGAAAAAAGCUCCUGGUGUUGGAAAUAAGAAGAUUCAGCUGACAGUUCUUGUUAAGCCUUCAGGUAUAAGAUGUUACGUUGAUGGAUCAGAAGAAAUUGGAAAUGACUUUAAACUAAAAUGUGAACCAAAAGAAGGUUCACUUCCAUUACAAUAUGAAUGGCAAAAAUUGUCCAAUUCACAGAAAACGCCCCCCUCGUGGUCAACAGAUAUGACUUCACCUGUUAUAUCUAUAAAAAAUGCCUCUACUGAGUACUCUGGGACAUACAGUUGUACAGUAACAAACCGAGUAGGCUCUGAUCAGUGCCAGCUACGCCUGAAUGUUGUUCCACCUUCAAAUAGAGCUGGAACAAUCGCAGGAGCUGUUGUAGGAAUUUUGCUUGCUCUAGUGCUCAUUGGGUUUAUCGUCUUUUGCUGUCGUAAAAAGCGCAGAGAAGAAAAAUAUGAAAAGGAAGUUCAUCAUGAUAUCAGGGAAGAUGUGCCGCCUCCUAAGAGCCGUACAUCCACUGCUAGAAGCUACAUCGGCAGCAAUCAUUCAUCCCUGGGAUCCAUGUCUCCUUCCAACAUGGAAGGAUAUUCCAAGACUCAGUAUAACCAAGUACCAAGUGAAGACUUUGAACGUACUCCUCAGAGUCCGACUCUCCCACCGGCUAAGGUAGCUGCCCCUAAUCUAAGUAGGAUGGGAGCGGUGCCUGUGAUGAUUCCAGCACAGAGCAAGGACGGGUCUAUAGUAUAGAGCCUCCAUCCUUUCAUCUGUGCUUUCCAUGUUUCUUUUCUCCUCUUCAAAUAGGAAGACCAUUCCGUUUUAAAUUCUGCUACCAGCCUCAAAAAGUAUCAAGAAGCUAUCCAGAAACUGAAAAUUAUAUUUUAAAAAGUUUUGUUUGGUUGUUGAAAUAGUAAAGGCAUUGAAGUUACAAAAGACAGGUUCACCAUUUUAAAAAAGAUUUCCUUUAAGAUAUUGAUUCAAAAGAUUUCUAAGUAUCAAUCAAUAUUGAAGAUAGAGCACUUUGAAUGUGAAAUCAUAGGUGAAGAAAUCGGUGAACUUACAUGCACUCAUAAGUUGAUACUUGAAUCAUGUGAAAGUGGUACUCACUAUUUUCUACCAUUGUUUUUAAGUUGCCUUUCUCAGUUUAUGACCUGGUGUCCUUUCCAAACCGAUUAAGAAGCAUUCAUGGAAGAAAUACUCAUGACACAUUUAUGUUUGUUGCUCUUUUUUAUAGCUUCUUUGAAAGAUCAUUUAAAUAUGAGUUUGAAAUAUCUUUAGUAACCUAGAAAACACUAUGGCAAACUAGAAGUUACUGGUUUUACUUCUGAAUCAUUCAUAAACCUUGUCUAUGAAAUGAUUUCUAACUAUUUAAUUGACAGACUGCUAUAGGAAACAGGGACGUAGUAAACUCUUUUAUAUGCAAAAAUAAAGGAGCAUUUCUCUGAUUCACUUAGAAAAUUUGCUGUCAGCUACAUACAGCAAUGACACUAGUUAGUGGUGCAAUAGUGAGUAUGGGUUUGGUUGAUGAGUGAUCUGAUGCCUUGAGGUUUUAUGGCAGUUUUCAGAACAAUGACCAGUCAGAACAAGGAUAGAAUACUUUGCAGCUCUUAACUAAAUACUAGCCUUGGAGGUGAUAUUUUAAAACAUUUUUUUCCUGAUUGGUUCAGUGUUUUGAGGAGGGGUGGGGGUUGUGUUGGUAUUAUAUAUUAUAUGUUCUAGAAACACGUAAUCCUAAAUUUACCCACUUGAAUGCAGUUCUAGAGGAUAGUUUCUUCAUAGACUCAGAAUGAUGAAAUCAUUUGAAGCUGGUGGGUGUUCUCCAUCAGUUCUGCAUUUCAGACUUGGGAGGAUGUACAGCUGCUAUUCUGUGGCCAACAUGUCUUUGUAUAGUUGCAGAAAAUCAAGAUGAGCUUUGAGAAGAGCAAAUCUUAGUUUUGUGAAAGUGAUUUAUUCUUUAAAAAAAAAAAAAAAAAGGAGUAAAAGUAUACUCCUAACUGCCAAAUGUGUUAAAUACUGUUGUAGUAGAAGAAAGUGAGUUUAUUGUAUUUCCCUUAAGAUUGUGAGGGAGUGUGGAUAUAGUAAAAUGAGCCAACAGCUUCUUUAUAGUAAAUACAGUUUGCAAUAAAUUAUUUCACUAGCUCUAAAACCUUUUCCCUAGAUUUUGGUAGGGAGUUGGUUUCUUUCAAUCUCUUUGGGUGCUGUGGUGGUAAAUGCUACAUUAUAAAUCAAUGUUGAUCUGAAUUUGAGAUUAGGCAGAGGAUUGUGUAUGCUUUUUCAUGCUGAACUUAAGCUGAAUAUCUGUGUAAUGGAUUAGUGUAUAGUUUUAUAUAUUUGGAAGCAUUUUUUAGUAGGUUUUUAACCUUACGUAAUAUUGCUUUUAUACUUGUGUUAACAUUUUCAUCUGUGCCUUUGGGUAAUUUAAUUUUUAUUAUGAAUUUCUGGUGCCUAUGAGCUAGCUAUCACCUGAAAGGUGCUUAGAGGUGAAGGUACUGUUCCUAAAAACACAUCACUGUGACACCUUUCUCUUUCCAUACUUUGAAUCUUGCCUCCUGUUCCCUAUUCUUUUUGGAUGCAACUUAACUGAUGGUAUUAUUCAUAAAGAUUUUAAAAUUUCAGCAUCCCCAGCACUCUUUGGUUGUGUUUAUGAUUUUAUAACAGUAGCUAUUUUUGAAUGCCAGAAGUUUGGCCUGUUUUAUACGAUAAAAUUUACAAGAUAGUAUAAGAAUAAAUAACAGAUCACCAAGUUGAAUAAUAAAAACAUUUGGUCGUUCCUGUCCCCAGUUUUUGUGAAGAUUAUGCUGUCACUUUAAGUAGGAACUACUAUAAAAGGUGGACACAUAAGACUCUUGUGAAGGAUUUGGCUACAAGUAAUCAGACUCUCCCAGAAGCACUUUCAGGUCCAUACUGUUUACAACCUGAGAACAGAGCUCGUAAAACAUCAGUUGAGUGACCUGAGAAGACCUGCUGGGUGAGAUUAAGUUUUGAGGACAGAAUUCAGUUUUAGAUUUAACCUCUCCAACAGUUCUCAUUGUAAAUUUCAGUUGGUCCAAAAGUCAGAUUAGUCAGGUACUGAUAAUUUCCCAAAUAAUUCUCCGUGAUAAUUCAGUUGAACUAGAAAUAUUUGUCCUAGAAUAACUGUUAGUAAUCAUCAAGCGAUUCCACCCAAACUGGUUAUUUAAGCAUUACCAUUAGAAAGCCAAACCCUGUCGCUCCAGAAUGGCACUGCAUCUUUGAAGAGAAUCAGUGUGAUUCUACUUGACACCACUAUCUUUUUAGGUACACAGGAUCAUCUGAAAAGAAAAAUGAUACUGUAGAGUAUGAGUCCUCUGCUUAAAAUAUGUAGUCUACUGGUGUUCUUUUUCUUAUUGGCAUUCUUACAAUAAUUCCCUCUUUGAGAACCCCCAAAAUUUCUUAUCUGUUCAGGCAUAUAACUUUCUUUGAAUUUGGGCUAUCUGCUGUGGAGUUAACAGUGGAAACACAGCCUGAGUGUGUCUUGGGAGGAGUUAAUUGAAGAAAUAUAAUUAGAUUAUGGAUAUAAAAAAAUAUCUGAUUUUGUUAAAAUGGUAAUUUUUAAGAUUGAGUUCUGGAAAUUUGGAGCAAAUGAAGGGGCAAGUAAACAUUUUGAUUAAAUAUAGAAAGAACUCAUUGCAUGAAGUUGGAUAUCAAAUUCUGUAAUGUACGGCUUCUUAAAAUAACUAUUCUGUCUUUUUGUGUGUGUGCGGCAUGUAAAUUUAAAGUUAUAUGAAUGUUUAAGGUUUUUUUCCCUACUGUCUUCAUCUCCACAGUGUUUAGGGCUGUCAGAUGCCUUAUUCCAGUGUGAACAGAAAAAACAAACCUAUUUUAUGUGGUUAAUGCUUUGAUGUGUCACAUAAGGAGUAGUUUAUAGAAAAUGUUGGCACAAUUUUAACUUUUUAGUGGCUUGUGACAUAUAUGUACAUAUAUCUUUAUAAUAAUAUUCUUGUGUUUGGUAGUAUAAAUGUUCUGGGCAAGUUUUAAUAUUUCAAAUGCCUUUAGAUAGUCUUGCAAUAGAGGCAACACAUUCUGCAGUUGGAGUCUUUACUUGUUUGCCUAUUUUGACACUAAAAAAGGUCCAUGACUGAGCACAAAUUCUACAGUGUAACAAGAGCAGGGAAAAAUAAUAAACUUGUGAAUUGUGGUUCUGUUUAUCUUCUAGAUGGUAACACCAGCAAAUAAUUUCUUCAGUCUCUUACUGUUAUUUAAAAUCAAGUUUUAAAAAUACCCUAUUUUGUAAUUUUAAAAGUGUGGUGAAUAUCAGUUGGAUUUGGCUUUGGUUGUGAACACUGAAAGCUCUAAUUAAGGAAGAACUCUGUGUUUUUUGCUAAUUUAAUGACACGAGAGUUAAGAGAACCACAAUUUAUUCACUAUUCUCAUUCCUAACUGUGAACUUUUAUGAUAAAAACACUUGUACUGCUGAGAAAAAAAUAUUUUGACACUUCCCAUAUGCAAGUAGAGAAUUGACAAGUGUCAGUUUAAAAAAUGAUUUUGUAUUUAAAGUUUCUGGCUUACGUAUCCAAUGAUGCAGAUUUUGAGAUUUGUAAGAACAGAAUUUGUUUAAAAAAAAAAAAAAACUUGCUCUAGUUUUGUGACCUUGUGUACUUUUGAAAUAAAAUUGAGAAAGCAGU